Molecule: messenger RNA, 279 nt
Organism: Ostertagia ostertagi
Lineage: Eukaryota; Metazoa; Nematoda; Chromadorea; Rhabditida; Trichostrongylidae
Source: the annotation of a GenBank genome assembly
CCCGACUCGUGCGAGAUCCCGACCGACACGCCCGAAUGGUCAAUCCACGGCCUAUGGCCCAACUUCAGAAACGGAUCCUAUCCACAGUUCUGUGACGGUUCGCCUCGGAAAUUUGACAGCAAACUGAUCGAAUCGAUUGAACAAACUCUUCUCAAAAUGUGGCCGAAUCUGUAUCCAGCGAAAACCGCCCACUCAUUUUGGAAGCAUGAGUGGGAAAAGCACGGAACGUGCGCCCAGAAUCACCAUAACCUGUCGUCUGAGCUGCUUUACUUUAACACG